AGCAACGAAAGUGCCCAAAAAGAAAAAAAAUAAAUAUAAAAACUCUCACACUCUCUCCUACUCACUCUCGCAAAGCUCUGAAGAAUUUCCGCUCUUCUGAGCUUCCGGUCUCCUCAAAGCAUACUUUUCUUCUCGCCUCUUUCCGCCGCGGUUCCGCCAUUUCUGGUUCUGUACAGCUCUCCCCAUUUCUCUCACUUGCUCUAAACCCUCACUCGAGCGGUGUUGAUUUGUGCGGUUCAUUGUGUAAUUUGUUUCGUUUGUUCUGAAGUUGGAACUAGGGUUUUUGGCGUGGUGGUUCUGUGGUUCGGUUCGGGGGUUUGGUUCCUCUGCAUCUUUGGUGAAUCGAAAUGGAAGAGGGUACAUCAUUCGAAAUAUUGCCUGGGACGAUAAAGGGUAUUAGAUUUGGCUUAGCUACUAAGCAAGAAAUUGUCAAGUCCUCUAUAAAUGAGUUCCCCAUAAAUCAUCCCAGUCAGCUCUUAAAUCCUUUUCUUGGGCUUCCGCUUGAGGCAGGAAAAUGUGAAUCUUGUGGUACUGCUGAGCCAGGGCAAUGUGAAGGUCAUUUUGGCUACAUCGAAUUGCCAAUACCUAUUUAUCACCCUGACCAUGUUAGUGAAUUAAAGCGGAUGUUGAGCUUAUUGUGCUUAAAGUGCCUGAAAUUAAAAAACAGGAAGUUUCAGGUCAAGCAUAUUGGUGUUCUUGAAAGGAUGCUGUCCUCAUGUUGUGAGGAAGUUUCACAAAUAUCAGUAAAUGAAGUUAAAAAUUCUGAUGGUGCUUGUUACUUAGAGUUGAAGUUACCAAAGAAUGCAACACUUGAUGAUGGCUUUUGGAGCUUCUUGGAGAGAUAUGGAUAUCGCUAUGGUGAUGGCUAUUCUCGUCGGUUGCUUCCUCUUGAGGCAAUGGAAAUACUAAAAAGAAUACCUGAAGACACCAGAAGAAAGCUUUCAGCUAAGGGAUAUUAUCCACAAGCUGGUUAUAUCCUGGAAUUCUUGCCUGUUCCACCAAACUGUCUGUCUGUGCCUGACAUUUCUGAUGGGAUGAACAUUAUGUCAUCAGAUCAUUCAAUUACAAUGCUAAGAAAAGUCCUAAAACAAAUAGAGAACAUUAAAAGUUCAAGGUCUGGGACUCCAAACUUUGAGUCUCAUGAAGUGGAAGCAAAUGAUUUACAGCUAGCAGUUGCACAGUAUCUUGAGUUUAGGGGGACAGGAAAGGCAUCUCGUGAUGUGGAUAAACGUUAUGGAGUUGGGAAAGAAUCAAAUGACACAACUACCAAGGCUUGGCUCGAGAAGAUGAAAACAUUAUUUAUUAGAAAGGGAUCUGGAUUUUCUUCUCGUAGUGUGAUUACUGGUGAUCCUUUUAAGGGGGUGGAUGAAAUUGGAUUACCAUUUGAGGUUGCCCAAAGAAUCACUUUUGAAGAAAGAGUUAGUCUGCACAAUGUGGCAUACCUGCAGAAGUUAGUUGAUGAAAAAUUGUGCUUGACCUACAAGGAUGGAUCAUCCUCAUAUUCUCUGAGUGAAGGAUCCACAUCGCACACCUUUUUGAGGCCUGGCCAGCUUAUUCACAGGAGAAUUAUGGAUGGGGAUAUUGUGUUUAUCAAUAGGCCACCAACUACACAUAAGCAUUCCUUGCAAGCUUUAUCAGUAUAUGUACAUGAUGAUCACACAGUCAAGAUCAAUCCGCUCAUUUGUGGGCCCCUAAGUGCUGACUUUGAUGGUGAUUGCAUACAUCUGUUUUAUCCCCAGUCUCUAGCUGCCAAAGCAGAGGUUUUGGAGCUCUUCUCUGUAGAGAAACAACUGUUGAGUUCACAUACUGGUAAUUUCAAUUUGCAGAUGGGCUGUGACUCUUUGUUGGCAUUCAAACUAAUGUUUGAAAAUUACUUCUUCAGUAAAGCUUGUGCCCAACAACUGGCCAUGUUUCUCCCAAGUACUUUACCUAAGCCUGCACUUGUAAAGUCACAUAUUUCUGUCCCUCAUUGGACCACCUUUCAGAUUUUGGAGACUGCUUUACCUAAGUGCUUUGACUGUUUAGGAGAUAGAUAUACUAUUAACAAAAGUGAGGUGUUAACAAUUGACUAUAGCAAGGAGACUGUGUCAUCAAUCCUCAAUGAUAUUGUUUCUUCAAUUUAUUUUUCAAAGGGUCCAAAGGAGGUUAUACAGUUCUUUAAUGCAUUGCAGCCUCUUUUGAUGGAAUAUCUGUUUAAAGAAGGCUUUAGUAUUGGUCUUGGGGACUUUUUCAUUGCCAAAGCUGCUAGAGAGAAAAUCCAGAGAAGCAUUCAGGGUGAAGCAAAGUUGUUGAAUAACUUGAGGUCAUCUUACAAUGAAUAUGUGGAGCUGCAAUUGGAGCGUCUCCUGAGGGUUGAAAAAACCCCAGUCACAGCUUUUGCUCUACAUUCAUCAGCUAUUGGCCAUUUAAUUGACCCUAAGAGUGAGUCUGCUCUUAACAAGGUUGUUCAACAAAUUGGCUUUUUGGGGUUGCAAAUGUCAGACCGAGGGAAAUUCUACUCCAAGACACUUGUAAAGGACAUGACUUUGCUAUUCCGAAACAAGUAUCCUUCUGCUGGUCAUUAUCCUUCCGAGGAAUAUGGCGUGGUGAGCAGCUGCCUCUUUAAUGGUUUGGAUCCAUAUCAGGAGAUGGUUCACUCAAUAUCCAGUAGGGAAGUGAUUGUCCGUUCAACAAGAGGCCUGACUGAACCUGGAACAUUGUUCAAGAAUCUGAUGGCAAUCCUCCGAGAUGUUGUUAUUUGUUAUGACGGGACUGUGAGAAAUGUAUGUAGUAAUUCCAUUAUUCAGUUUGAAUAUGGGGUUAACAAUGAAAGCAAGUUUCAGAGUGAAUUUGGUGCUGGUGAGCCUGUUGGAGUAUUGGCUGCAACUGCUAUGUCAAAUCCCGCAUACAAGGCAGUACUUGAUUCAUCUCCAAGCAGUAAUUCCUCGUGGGAAAUGAUGAAGGAAAUUCUGCUUUGUGGAGCCAGUUUCAAGAAUGAUCUAUCUGAUCGCCGUGUAAUACUCUAUCUAAAUGAUUGUGGAUGUGGAAGGAAGUAUUGCCGAGAAAGAGCAGCCUACCAAGUGAAUAAUCAUUUGAGAAAAGUUUGUUUGAAGGAUGCUGCUGUUGAAUUCUUGAUAGAAUAUGGAAUACAACAAACUACAUAUGAGGUUCUUGGAGUGGGUGCUUACCUUGUUGGUCACAUUCAUUUGAACAAGAAACAACUUGAAAGUCAAGGUCUUGAUCUCAAUGAGAUUCUUGAAAGAUGCCAGGAUAAACUUUAUUCCCUCAAGAGGAAGAAAAAAAUUGGUCUUUUGUUCAGAAGAAUUGAUUUAUCAGUCAGUGCGUCUUGUUGUUUUAACCAAGGCAAAAGUACAUCAAGAGAGAUGCCAUGUUUGAGAUUCUCUUGGCCAAUUGAUUCAAGUGAUGAUCACUUAGAGCAAACUGCUCAUCUUCUUGCUGACACAAUUUGCCCAGUGCUGUUGGAAACUGUUAUAAAAGGUGAUCAUAGGGUCUCUUCAGCAAGUAUAAUCUGGAGUAAUCCUGAGACAAUGACUUGGAUUAGGAACUCAAGCAAGAAUCAGCAGGGUGAGUUGGCUGUAGAAGUUACUCUUGAGAAGGAAGCCGUCAAACAAAGUGGAGAUGCUUGGAGGAUUGUCAUGGACUCAUGCCUUCCUCUUAUCCAUCUAAUUGACACAAAACGUUCUAUACCAUACGCUAUCAAACAAGUACAGGAGUUGCUUGGGAUUUCUUGUGCUUUUGAGCAAGCUGUUCAGCGCCUGUCAACAUCUGUGACAAUGGUUACAAAAGGUGUUCUGAAAGACCAUCUACUUCUAUUAGCUAAUACCAUGACAUGUGCUGGGAGUCUUGUUGGCUUCAAUGCUGGUGGGAUAAAGGCAUUAUCUCGUUCGUUGAAUGUCCAAAUACCUUUCGCUGAAGCCACUUUGUUUACACCAAGGAAAUGCUUUGAGAGGGCUGCUGAAAAGUGCCAUGUUGAUUCAUUAUCAAGUGUUGUGGCAUCUUGUUCCUGGGGUAAACAUGUGUCUGUUGGUACUGGAUCUUCCUUUGAUAUUCUUCUUGAUACAAGGAAGGUUGAGUUAAAUCAGCAGGAAGGUCAGAAUGUAUAUGAUUUCCUUCUACUGAUGCGAAGCAGUCAUGCUCAGGAAGAAAAGGGUACUGACUGUCUUGGUGCAGAAAUUGAUGAUUUGCUACCCGAGGAUGAAGAUAUGAACUUGUACUUAUCUCCAGAAAGGGAUUCAGACACAAUGAAACCAACCUUUGAAGAUGGAGUUGAGGAUCUGAACGAGAAUGUGGAUGAAGGCAAAUCAAGUGGCGGUGGUUGGGAUAAGGUUUCAACCAACACAUCAAAUACAGGUGGUGGUGGAUGGGAUCUGGCUGACAAAAACCCAACGACAGCUAAAUCGUUUGCUGAUCAAUCAGACUCCUGGUCUUCCUGGGGUGGUCAAAAAGUUGAAGAAUCCCCUGGUUGGGGUAAAAAAGUGGAUAGCGAUGGUCUCUCCCAGCCUGCUACUGGAUCCUGGGGCAAUGCAACCCAAUCUAAUUCUUCUAAGGUUUCAACCGACACAUCAAGUGCAGAUGGCGGUGGGUGGGAUCUGUUUGACAAAAACCCAACGACAUCUAAAUCAUGUAACGAUCAAUCAGACUCCUGGUCUUCCUGGGGAGGUAAAAAGGUUGAAGAAGGAUCCCAUGGUGGUUGGGGUAAAAAAGUGGAUAGUGAUGGUUUUUCCCAACCUGCCACUGGAUCCUGGGGCAAGGCAACCCAAUCUAGUUCUAAGAUUUCAGAAUCUGGAAAAGCCCCUGAUCAGUCUGGGUCACAAUCUUCUUGGGGGAAAGACUUUGAAAAAUCUGGAAAAAGCCUUGAUCAACCUUGGGAUAGUCAUAAACAGUCUGAUCAAUGCUCUUCAUGGGGGAAAACUGUCAAAGAUGAUGUUAAAGUCACAACAUCAAGUUCUGGAGAUUGGAACCAGACAACUGAAGGAAAAUUGUCAACCUCCAGUGGUUGGAAUAAACCAGAAUCUAGUAAAGGCAUUGUUCAGUCAGCGUGGGGGAAAAAUGCUGAUGAAUCCAAGGGAGGUGCUUAUAAGCGAGCUGAUUCCUCCCCUGCUUGGGGAAAAAGUCCCAAAGAAGAUGGUGGGCAAAAGUCAGGACGGGAAUGGUCUGCAUGGAAAAAAGGAAAUGAAGAUGGAAAAUUGGUUUCACCAAAUGCUAAUGUCAGCAUAGAAACAGCACAAGGUGAUCGCACAUCUGCUUUGGACUGGGGUGAAAGUGGUCCUAGGUCUACAGAGGGUAGCUGGAGUAAGAAAGGCAUACUGGGUGAACAGCCGAAAGAAGUGGCUAGUAGUUGGGCUUCCUCUAAGGGUGUUAGUGGUGGUUGGGAUAAUGUUGUACCUAGGUCUCCCACGACACAGAAAAUAGAAUCUCAGAACAAUUCCUGGAAUUCCAGAGGUGUUGUGGUAAAUGAAAGGUCUAAUGACUCAGCUGGUGGUUGGGGUUCUCCAAAAGUUGCCGCUAGUGAUAAUACACAAUCUCAAUGGGGUGUGCAGAGGAGUACUGUAAAAGUGGAUAGCAAUCAAAGUUCACGAGGCUGGGGUUCUGCAGUUUCUGAAGAUGAAAAGUUAAAUGAAGCUACUGGAGUAGCUGGUGGUUGGGGUUCUUCAAAGGGUAGUGGGGACUGGGGUACUGCUGUACCUAGGUCUCCUGCAGCACUGAGGGAAGAGUCCCCACAUAAUACCUGGUCUUGCACAACUGCUGCAGAUGAACGUGGGAAUGAAUCAGCUGGUGGUUGGGGUUCUCCAAAGGUUGGUUCUAGUGAGGGUCAUGGUUGGGGUUCUCCAAAGGUUGGUUCUAGUGAGGGUCAUGGUUGGGGUUCUCCAAAGGUUGGUUCUAGUGAGGGUCAUGGGCAAUCUCCAUGGGGUCCGCGCAAGAGAAAAGGAGGAGACGGCAAUGAAAGUUCACGAGGUUGGGCCUCUGCAGGUUCAGGUUCUGGAGACUGGAAAAAUAAAAGAAACCGCCCUGCAAAGCCAGCUGAUGACUCCGGUACUGGUGUAGCAUUCACCGUAACAAGGCAGAGGCUGGAUAGAUUCACUGCAGAGGAGCAAGAUAUUCUCCUAGAGGUUGAACCAAUUAUGCAAAACAUCAGAAGGAUAAUGCAUCAGUCAGGGUUGAGUGAUGGUGAUCCAUUAUCUGCUGAUGACCAGUCAUAUAUUGUUAAUAAUGUUGUCAAUCACCACCCGGAUAAGGCCUCAAAAAUCGGAGCCGGAAUUGAUCACCUUAUGAUUAGCAAGCACAGUAGUUUCCAGGACACUAGAUGCUUCUAUGUGGUCUCCACUGAUGGUUCUAAACAAGAUUUUUCAUACCGUAAAAGCCUGGAGAACUUCAUCAAGAACAAGUUUCCAGAUACAGGUGAGGCCUUCACCCAGAAGUACUUUGUAAAAAAGCUUCCACCACUGCCCCGUCCCGGUUGGAGGCGAGACCAGAGUGGCGCCCCAGAAGCAGCAGCAGCAGCAGUGACUGAAGAACCCAAACAACCUAGUGCUGCCACAGAGGAAACUGUGACUGCACAACCUUAACCAAUUGUUUUCCCUUUCGGCUAGUAGUUGGCUUAAUGCUGAGAUAGUCUCACUGUACAGUUUCUCUGUAGAAAGCUAAGUUGUACUAACUCUAGUUAACUGCAUUCUGAUUGAAAUGUAUCUUCUCCGGGCGAUGAAAUGCCCAUUUUCUAUGAUCCUCUUGAAACAUUCCUGCGAGCAUUUUGGCAGGCUUUUGUGCGAAGAUUGUGACAUUUUAAUUGUUCAUGACAUCUUUAAUUCAGUAUAUAGGUGUGAUCCAUGAUUAUUAUUUA
Messenger RNA from Ipomoea nil (Japanese morning glory), 6838 nucleotides. Its product is annotated as DNA-directed RNA polymerase V subunit 1. Gene Ontology annotation, molecular function: DNA binding. Gene Ontology annotation, cellular component: RNA polymerase II, core complex. Gene Ontology annotation, biological process: DNA-templated transcription. The coding region runs from base 348 to 6566 and encodes 2072 amino acids. NCBI's taxonomy places the organism in Eukaryota, Viridiplantae, Streptophyta, Magnoliopsida, Solanales, Convolvulaceae. The record is from RefSeq and is a predicted model, not a curated record. The transcript has 20 exons.